CGCCGACUUAGAUCUCAGCCCUGCAACGCACGUUAUAUUGCAGCGUAAACCAACAUUGAUCUCUUUCCCUUUAAUAGAAAACCCUAACUGGCCUCAGACUCGGUCCAACACAAAGCGGGUGAGAGGUAGACGAAGGAGAAGAAGCGAGACGAUGUCGUACGACGACGUGGAGAUCGAGGACAUGGAGUGGAACGAGGAGCUGCAGGCGUACACCUACCCGUGCCCGUGCGGGGACCUCUUCCAGAUCACCAAGGACGACCUCCGCCUCGGAGAAGAGAUCGCUCGCUGCCCUAGCUGCUCCCUCUACAUCACCGUCGUCUACAACCUCGAAGACUUUCUCGGAGACUCAGAUCAGAGAAACAAGAACAAUAUCGACCCGCCCAAGCAACAGCCCCUAGCAGUUGCUUAAGAAAAUAUCAGUUGCGUUAUUUGCGGAGCCUCUUCCUUCUGUUUGAAGCUGCUUCGGGCUUGAAGGUUAAUUUGGCAACGUCAAAUUUAAUUCCAGUGGGGAAUGUAGAUCAAGUGGGAAGGUUAGCCGGCAUUCUAGGGUGUGGGGUUGCUUCUUUGCCGGUGAAGUAUCUUGGUCUUUCUUUGGGGGCUUUCUAUAAGUCCACUCAUAUUUGGGAUUGGGUAAUCGAGAAAAUAGAGCAUCGACUGGCCAAUUGGAAAAGUUCUACAUCUCCAAGGGUGGUAGAGUUACCCUCAUUAAGAGUACCCUCGCCAAUUUACCUUACAUAUUAUUUGUCUCUUUUCCCUAUCCCGGGGAGUGUUGCUGCUCGCAUUGAGAAGCUACAACGAGAUUUUCUUUGGGGUGGGAAUAGUGAAGAGUUCAAAUAUCACUUUGUGAGUUGGUCGAAGGUUUGUACCCCAAUUUCAAAAGGGAGGCUGGGUAUUAGGAACUUGUUGAUGUUCAACCGCGCUUUGCUAGGUAAAUGGUUAUGGCAGUUUGGAAUUAAGAGAAAUGCUUGUGCGAGAGUUGCGGUGGACUCCAAGUUUGGUAGUUUGUGGGGCAGGUGGUGCUCCCUUGAGCCUGUAGGUGCCUUCGGAGUGGGGUUGUGGAAGAACAUCAGGAAAGGGUGAGAGACUUUCUCUGGUUUUGCUAGAUUUCAGGUGGGGGAUGGGGUUAGGACAAAAUUUUGGCAUGAUCUGUGGUGCGGGGAUACAGUUCUGAAGAAAGUUUUUCCUAAUCUAUUUGGUAUUGCUCGGGUGAAGGAUGUCUCAGUUGCGGAUAAUAUGGAGGUUUUGGGAGGUUCUACUCAGUGGAACGUGAGCUUUGUUAGAGAAGUGCAUGAUUGGGAAGUGGGUGUCUUUGCUUCCUUCUUCUAGGUGUUGCACUCAGCCAUGUUGAGUAGAGAUCGUGCAGAUAGGAUUUGGUGGGUCUCUUCCAAGAAAGGAUUGUUCAAGGUUAAGUCCUUCUUCAGCUCUUUGGCUUGCUCUGAAGGCAGACGCUUCCCUUGGAAAAGUGUGUGGCAGACUCAGGCUCUUUCCAGGGCGGCUUUUUUUGCGUGGUCGACAGCCCUAGGCAAGAUCCGUACUGUGGACAAUCUCAGGAAGAGGCAUAUCAUCAUUGUGGAUAGAUAUUGCUUGUGCAAGAGAGAUGGAGAAUUUGUGGACCACCUUCUUCUUCACUGUGAUGUGGCUUCCGCUCUCUGGAAUAACAUUUUUACUCGUUUUGGUAUGUCUUGGGCUAUGCCUAGAAGAGUUAUUGACUUGUUUACUUGUUGGUGGAAGUCUAGUAGGCCAAGGAGUGCUGCGAUUUGGAAGAUGGUGCCAAUCUGCAUGUUUUGACGUGUUUGGAAGGAAAGAAAUCUUAGGUGUUUUGAGAAUUUGGAGAGUUCUAUGGAGGAUAUUUUAGCUUUGUUUUUUCAUACGCUGUAUCUUUGAACAGUGAUUUUUUUGUCCCCACUAUCGAUUAGCUUUGCUAAUUUCUUUGUUCAUUUUUCUAUUCCUAGUUAGGUGUUUCAUUUUGUAUA
Molecule: messenger RNA, 1973 nt
Organism: Alnus glutinosa
Lineage: Eukaryota; Viridiplantae; Streptophyta; Magnoliopsida; Fagales; Betulaceae
Product: diphthamide biosynthesis protein 3-like
Exons: 2
Coding region: 152-409 (85 amino acids)
Biological process (GO): tRNA wobble uridine modification; protein histidyl modification to diphthamide
Cellular component (GO): cytosol; nucleus
Molecular function (GO): metal ion binding
Source: RefSeq, a predicted model, not a curated record